AGUCCAAGACUUGCGGUGGCUGCUGCCUCUACGGCCGACUUAAACCAAGACUUUGAGAUUACAUGGGGGGACGGACGUGCUAAGAUUCUUAACAACGGCGAGCUUCUUACCCUUUCUCUCGACAAAGCCUCCGGUUCUGGAUUUCAAUCCAAACACGAGUAUUUGUUCGGCAAGAUCGACAUGCAGCUCAAGCUUGUCCCUGGAAACUCCGCUGGCACCGUCACAGCCUACUACUUAUCAUCAAAAGGAUCAACAUGGGAUGAGAUAGACUUUGAGUUCUUGGGGAACUUGAGUGGAGACCCUUACAUUCUUCACACCAAUGUCUUCAGCCAAGGCAAAGGCAACAGAGAGCAGCAAUUCUACCUCUGGUUUGACCCAACUGCCGACUUCCACACAUAUUCCAUCCUCUGGAACUCCCAGCGCAUUAUAUUCGCAGUAGAUGGAACUCCCAUCAGAGAGUUCAAGAACCAAGAGUCGAACGGCGUUCCGUUUCCAAAAAGCCAGCCGAUGAGGAUAUACUCGAGCCUGUGGAAUGCCGAUGAUUGGGCAACAAGGGGAGGACUUGUGAAGACCGAUUGGAGCCAAGCUCCUUUCACCGCGUCUUACAAGAAUUUCAGUGCUGAAGCAUGCGUCUGGACUUCUGGAGCCUCCUCUUGCAGUUCUGCAACUUCAAGUAAUGCUAACAAUGGAGCUUGGCUUUCUCAAAACUUGGACUCUACGAGCCAAGACAGGCUGAAAUGGGUGCAGACCAACUACAUGAUUUACAAUUACUGUGCUGACACCAAGAGAUUUCCCCAAGGCUUCCCGGUGGAAUGCACCGCUUCAUAGAGGAAUCUAAUUAGGAUAAUCUAUUCUUUCAUUAUUUUGUGUAAUCAUUCAUAUUUUAAUCAUUAAGUUGUAAGAUUAGUACUAAUUCUUCGAUUAAUAGAGAUAUUGUUACUAUUUUAAUCAAAUACAGCACAUUUUAUGCA
Messenger RNA from Pyrus x bretschneideri (Chinese white pear), 971 nucleotides. RefSeq names its product xyloglucan endotransglucosylase/hydrolase protein 22-like. Gene Ontology annotation, biological process: xyloglucan metabolic process; cell wall biogenesis. The annotation marks the transcript as partial. The record is from RefSeq and is a predicted model, not a curated record. Gene Ontology annotation, molecular function: xyloglucan:xyloglucosyl transferase activity; hydrolase activity, hydrolyzing O-glycosyl compounds. Lineage: Eukaryota; Viridiplantae; Streptophyta; Magnoliopsida; Rosales; Rosaceae. Gene Ontology annotation, cellular component: cell wall; apoplast. The transcript has 2 exons.